This is a messenger RNA of Linum tenue, 2796 nucleotides long. Lineage: Eukaryota; Viridiplantae; Streptophyta; Magnoliopsida; Malpighiales; Linaceae. The record is from the annotation of a GenBank genome assembly.
CAUCAGAGUCUCGUCUCCCUACUCCUCAGUACCCCCAGCCGUCUCCUCGACUUCUCACCCCCACGCUGGCCUCUCCCAUUUCAGAAAUCGCAAUUCAUCCCGUCUCCUCGUCUUCUGUUCUCCAUCAAUCUAACUUUCAAUUCCAAGACAAGAGAGAUUUAUUAGGGUUAAAUAGAGGAACGGAAGAUGAAUCUUUUAGUUCUCCAUCUCUUUUUCUCCAUAGCUCCAAACCGAAUGAUCCAGCGACCAUCAUCAAUCAACACCUCCUCCUGCUGCCACCAAAUCAAGCAAUCGAUCGAUUCAACUAUUGGUCGAUUCAUCCAAGGCUUUUCCAUCAAUGGAUCAAGAAAACUGUGUCUUGAAUCAUAAUGCAAAUGAUGCUUCUCCCAUUCAACCUAGCCCCAACUCCAAUGCUGCACCAGAAGACACACCUGUUGCAGUUGACACUCAGGUUCAAAAUGAGCCUGGAAAUGGAGUCAACAACAAUGGUGGUGGUGAGCAGGGCACUGAUGCCAAAGGUGGUAAUGAAGGAAAAUUGUAUUCUAAAUGGUGGGCUCAUUUCACCAAAGUAGAAGUUAACAAGAAAAAGAAGGCUCAAUGCAAAUAUUGCAAUCGGUUAGUUCUUGGAGAUCCGAAGCAAGGGACAAGCCAUCUUAAGAAGCAUUAUGAAAGAUGUCCCAAAUGCAAGGUUACAGUGGAUAUAAGACAACAACUCUUACAAGGCAAUUUCAGCAAGGAGAAAUUCCAACUCUCCCCAUUCAAUUUUGAUCAGCAGAACUCUCGCAACGAGCUUGCAAAGGCUAUUAUAAAACACGAGUAUUCGCUGUCUAUGGUUGAUCAUGAAGGCUUUAGGAGCUUUGUUACAAGUUUGAAUCCAUUAUUCAAGAUGGUCUGUAGAAACACCAUCAGGAAAGACUGCAUCAACAUUUAUGAUCUUGAAAGAGAUGCCGCUAUGCAACUUGUGGACAGUAAUGAAGGUCGUGUGGCUGUUACAACUGAUAUGUGGACGUCAAGUUCUCAAAAGAAGGGAUUCAUGGUCAUCACAGCUCAUUAAAUUGACAAUGAUUGGAAGCUACAAAGUCGAGUCAUUAGGUUCAUUUACGUGCCAGCACCACAUACCAGCGAUGUAUUGUGCGAAGAGUUAUUUAAUUGUUUGACGGAGUGGAAUAUCGACACCAAAUUAUCUGCCAUAACAGUUGAUAAUUGCUCCACCAACGAUGCAAUGAUCUCCCUAUUGUCGGAGAAACUUCCAGUGGAGUCUCUUUUACUUGGAGGUAUGAUGAUUCAUGUUCGAUGUUCAGCACAUAUCCUUAACUUGAUUGUGAGAGAAGGGCUGAAAGUUAUUGGAGGGGCCAUUGAAAAAAUUCGAAAAAGCGUCCACUUUUGGUUGGGAACGCCAAAAAGGUGGGAGAAGUUCCAGCAAACAGCUAAUCAAAUGAAAAUGAAAAUCGGUAAGAAGCUUAUUCUUGACUGUGAGACUCGUUGGAAUUCAACUUACAUGAUGCUGGAUAUUGCAAAGAAGUAUAAAGAUGUUUUUGCUAAGCUGAAGAAUCGUGAUCCGUUGUAUAAAUGUGUGCCAAGUGAAUCUGAGUGGAACAUGACUGAAGUGAUCUGUGAUAAACUAAAAAUAUUUUAUCAGGCAACUCUAGUGUUUUCUGGCACAAAGUAUCCUACUGCCAACUUAUUCUUUCCUAUCAUUUGUGAGAUUAAAUUGGCUUUGAAACAAUGGGCUGAUUGUGGUAUCGACAUUAUUGAGUCAAUGUCCUUAGAAAUGAUAGAGAAAUAUGAUAAGUACUGGUCAGAGGUGCAUUUGGUGAUGGGGGUAGCCGUUGUUCUUGAUCCAAGAUACAAGGCUGAGGUAUUUCAGUGCUACUUUCCUAAAAUUUAUCUAGAGAACAGUAAAUUUGAGAGAGACAAGAUAGUUGGGUUGUGCCGUCAGCUGUUAGUGGAAUACGAGCAGAAAGACAGGGAAGAGGAACAAGUGAAUAAUGAUAAGGGCAAUGUGGAAGCAGCUGCAAGCAGUCAGACAUCAUUUGCUCUUACAUUUGAUACUUAUGCUUCUCAAAAGAAAAGGAAACAGCCCGAGAGAUCAGAGCUGGAUGCUUAUUUGGAUAAAGAUAUUGUACGAAAUGGGGCUGAUUUAGAUGUCUUGGCUUGGUGGAAAUCAAACAUGGGGAAAUAUCCUAUCUUGCAUAAGGUUGCAAGAGAUUUUCUAUGUAUUCCGGUGUCAACUGUUGCUUCAGAGUCUGCUUUCAGCACAAGUGGAAGGGUUAUUAGUCCUCAUCGUAGUAGGCUUAGUCCGCAGACCAUAGAAGCUCUAAUGUGUGCGCAAAAUUGGCUAUUUGCCAAAUCAACAGAAGUAGGUCCUCAAUCAAAAGACCACUCAGAUUCAGAGGAAGAGUUGGAGCCUGGAGGGCAGAAUUGAGGUAAAGGAAAAAAUCCAGCUUUAUAACUAAUUCAACACAUUUCAGACCUGCUUCUCAGACUUCUCGGAAACAUAAAGAUGUGGCUUGGAAGGGUGGAGCUCUUGAGGAACCAUUGAACUCAAGUUUGAGGAAAGUGUUGCAGACUUACAGUGGUGAUUUCAGCAUACACCAGCAGUGAUAUUUGCCUUGUGCCUUUUCUUUUUUGUUUGAUUAUGAACAAGUACUAAUCCAAAGUAUUUCUAUACUUUUGGAUUUCAAAGGGAGACGUUUGAUUUGUGGUUUGAGAUUUUGAACUCUGCACUAUGACGAUGAUGGUUACCAGAUUAUUAUUAGCUUGCUUUGAAUUGUUAUUUAAUCUUCAAUUAGGCUG